GCCUUUUUCCCCCCAAAUGUUCAAUUGGUGGGGACUGGGAGAAUAGUCAAGCAGCUGCAGUAUUAUUCAAGCUUAGGAAAACCCGAUGCAAUGGUUUGAGCUGCAGUUCUUAGAGUGAGGUGUCCACUCAAGGCUCCUUCAGAAGUGUGGUGUGAUAGGACAGCAGCCAUGCCACCCCCAUCUGACAUUGUGAAGGUGGCCAUCGAGUGGCCUGGUGCCAAUGCCCAACUCAUUGAGAUUGACCAGAAAAAGCCCCUGUCCUCCAUCGUACGAGAAGUGUGUGAUGGCUGGUCUCUGUCUGGCUCUGAGCAGUUUGCUUUGCGCUAUGCUGAUGGUCCUCAGCUCUACAUCACUGAGCAGAGUCGUGGUGAAAUGAAGAAUGGAACCAUUCUUCGACUAGCCAUAUCUCCGGCGCGUGCUGCCCGCCAGCUCCUGGAGAGGAUCCAGUCCCACAGCAUCGAUGCUCGCUUGGAAGCCCUAAAGGAGCUGGCCAAGCUGUCUGCUGACCCCACCUUCGCCACAGAGUAUAUUAACAUGGAGGGCAUCGGGACCUUGGCACGCCUGGUGGAGAGUGGCAACCACUUUGGCGAGAUGCUUGCCUUCACUCUCACAGCCUUCUUGGAGCUGAUGGACAAUGGCAUAGUAUCAUGGGACCUAAUCUCACUCUCCUUCAUCAAACAGAUUGCGGGCUAUGUGAACCAGCCCAUGGUGGACGUGUCCAUCCUGCAGCGCUCCCUGGCCAUCCUGGAGAGCAUGGUCCUCAACAGCCACAGCCUCUACCACCGGGUGGCGCAGGAGAUCACCGUGGGACAGCUCAUCGGACACCUGCAAGUAUCCAACCAAGAGAUCCAGACCUAUGCCAUUGCUCUCAUCAAUGCACUCUUCCUCAAGGCACCAGAGGACAGAAGACAGGAGGAGUACUCAAAUCCCCUGGACCAACAGCUCACUGAGAUGGCGAGUACAUUGGCUCAGAAACACCUGCGCUCCAUCAUCCUUAAUCAUGUCAUCAGAGGAAACCGACCAAUCAAAACAGAGAUGGCUCACCAGCUCUACGUGCUGCAGGUGCUGACCUUUAACCUCCUUGAGGAACGCAUGAUGACUAAAAUGGACCCCAAUGAUCAGGCUCAGAGGGACAUCAUCUUUGAGCUGCGCAGGAUUGCCUUUGACGGAGAGAACGACCCUGGUGCCACGGAGAAGAGGAAGGCCAUGUACACGAAGGACUACAAGAUGCUGGGCUUCACCAACCACGUGAACCCUGCCAUGGACUUUACCCAGACCCCUCCUGGCAUGCUGGCACUGGACAACAUGCUCUACCUGGCCAAGCUGCACCAGGACACCUACAUCAGGAUUGUCUUGGAGAACAGCAGCCGUGAGGACAAACACGAGUGUCCUUUUGGCCGCUGUGCCAUCGAGCUUACCCGCAUGCUGUGUGAGAUCCUGCAAGUGGGAGAGCUGCCCAGCGAGGGCUGUAAUGACUACCACCCCAUGUUCUUCACUCAUGACCGAGCCUGGGAGGAGUUCUUCUGUGUCUGCAUCCAGCUGCUAAACAAGACCUGGAAGGAGAUGAGGGCCACGGCAGAGGACUUCAACAAGGUGAUGCAGGUGGUCCGUGAGCAGAUCACGCGGGCCCUGGCCAUGAAGCCGUCGUCUCUGGACCAGCUGAAGAGUAAGCUGCGAGGCCUGAGCUACUCAGAGAUCCUGCGUCUGCGCCAGUCUGAGCGGAUGAGCCAGGACGACUUCCAGUCUCCUCCCAUCAUUGAACUGCGUGAGAGGAUCCAGCCUGAGAUCCUGGAGUUGAUCAAGCAGCAGAGGCUAAACCGCCUGUGUGAGGGGAGCUGCUUCCGCAAGCUGGGCAACCGCCGGAGGCAAGAAAAGUUCUGGUUCUGCCGUCUGUCCCUGAACCACAAGGUGCUGCACUACGGAGACCUGGAUGAGUCUCCCCAGGGGGAAGUGCCUUUUGAACUGCUAACUGACAAGAUCCCUGUGUCUGACAUCAAGUCUGUGGUGACUGGAAAGGAUUGUCCUCACAUGAAGGAGAAGAGUGCACUAAAACAAAACAAGCAGGAGGUGUUGGACCUGGCCUUCUCAAUCCUGUAUGAUCCUGAUGAGGCCCUCAACUUUGUAGCCCCAAACAAAUAUGAGUACUGUAUCUGGACUGAUGGGCUGUGUGCCCUGCUGGGCAGAGAGAUGGGCAGUGACCUCACCCGGAGUGACCUGGAUACACUGAUCAGUAUGGAGAUGAAGCUCCGUCUCCUCGACCUGGAGAACAUUACCAUUCCAGAGGCUCCUCCCCCUGUGCCAAAGGAGCCAAGCUCUUACAACUUCACCUAUAACUAUGGCUGAAGUGUUUGAAUGUGUCUGGUCUGCUUCUGUGGGUUUGUGAGUUUGCAAAGAAUUAUGUGAGUAUGUAAGCUUGUGUGCUUGCGUGUCUAAAUGUUUGUGUGUGUGUGUGUGUGUGUGUGUGUCAAGGAAAAGGAAAGGGCAUGCUUCUCCCCUAGAUGUCCUAAUCCUUAAAUCUCAACAACACUAGACUAAUGUUCUGAAAUCAAACUGCCCUUUACUGUUAAAGGCUGGGUACAUAUGACUUAUUGUAAAUGUGUAUUACAUUUACCAAUACUAUGCCAACUCAGUAUGAAUCACAAGGUUUAUAUUGUGUUGCCUCUUAUUCAUCACUCCAUGGCCUUAUCAACAGGAAAUGUGAAAAGAUGCUCUAUGUAUUUGGAAAGAAUACAGUUGAGUCUUAUUAUUGCUUAAUACCAUCAAGUUUCUCCCAACAACAAAGUUUGUUCUGUUACUAAUUAUUCUUUGAGUUAGUGUAUAUACAAGUCAGUUAAUUUUUCCGCUCAUCUCCUAAUUCAUUACUAAUCUAUAUUGCUGUUUGUUAUGCAGAAUAGAAAUUAUAUUUUUGUAAAUUAUGUGAGAUCUGUUUUAGCUGGAAAGAUGACAAGGUACCACUGGCCCAUUUUUAAAGAAAAACAAAAUAGAAGCAGAAAGUUAAGCAUCACAGAUUCUUUUUCUUUCUAUAUUACUUAUAACACUAUUCUUUACGGUCAAUCAUAAUGGAUAUAUGCUGUGAAAGCACAGUCAGCAGUACAGACAUGGCGCUUUUUAGCUGCAACCAGCAGCUGUAUAGCUCUCUCAGUUGGUAAGUCGGUCCACAAACAUGUGGAUGCAUGUGUGUACACGAUCACAGCUAUUGCGAAUUUGCGCUUGUUUUAUUUAAGCACUGUGCGUUGGCUUCGGUGACACAUUUUUGGGUCUGAAAGAAAUGUCAAAUAAAAUGUUUUUGCUGUGCUGUAACGUACACUGCUAAUGAAAGUAACAAGGAAUACGCUCUAUAUGCUGUUGGAGUUAGUCAGUCAUGCUGUGUGCAUAAGCACAUUCAUUACAGUAUCAUUCCAUUCAGUUGUAACUUAUUUUCCUCGUGAAAGGGAGAUCAUGGUUUACUGGAUUUUUGAUUGUUUAUAAAACUCCAUCUAAAAGGGAUUUCAUGUUGUGUCGCAGUCCAAAGCUUGUAGCCGCUUUUAGAAUACUUCAACAGGCCACACUGAACAAAAGAGAAUUGCUAUGGACACAAUCUGUCUGGAUACCUUUGAGGUAGCUUUAUCACUUGGUAUACUUUUACAUGACCUUGCUCAAUGAUUUUUGUGUUCAGGCUAGUGCUGGUAGUGUUGUUAGAAAAACAAAAAAUAUAUAUGACAACAUGCAAUUUAAGUAUGGUAUUCAUAUAUAAACCACUGUAUGUAUAUAUUGUGUUGCCUUCUAAAAAAUGUAUUUUGUUUUGUGUGAAUAAAUAUAAGUUCAACUGG
Osmerus eperlanus (European smelt) is the source of this 3809-nucleotide messenger RNA. It is a transcript of the gene elmo2, whose product is annotated as engulfment and cell motility 2. Gene Ontology annotation, biological process: cell motility; actin filament organization. The transcript is spliced from 23 exons. The record is from RefSeq and is a predicted model, not a curated record. Lineage: Eukaryota; Metazoa; Chordata; Actinopteri; Osmeriformes; Osmeridae. The coding region runs from base 169 to 2343 and encodes 724 amino acids.